UUUAAACAAAUCCUGAUGGACCAUACCAUUAUGCUUUUUUUAGCUACACUUCAAUCAAAACACUUGCAUAAAAUGACAUGGAGACGCCGGCCAUCUUUCCAACAUAACCCCCCUUCAUAUAUAUCUUGGUGCAACUACCAAUUACAAAAGCACAAAGAACUCCACAUAGCUUCCCUCCUGCUUCUUGAUGAAGUGUAAAUCAUUACCAAACAUGGCUAUCAUCCCACUCCUCACUCUCGUCUUUAUGUUUAACUUGUCUCCUCAGUCUGCCAAGGGAAGUGAAUUUCCAUCUGCAGUUGAAAUAACAGAUAAUAGCAAGUUACAAACUUACAUCAUCCAUGUAAAGCAGCCAGACGGAAAAGUUUCCGCUCAAUCUGAGGAGCUAAAGAGCUACCAUCAGUCAUUUCUGCCUUUUGGCGCUGCAGCCUCAGAGAAUCAACAACGGUUGAUUUAUUCAUACCGACAUGUGAUCAGCGGUUUUGCAGCAAGACUGAAUGAGGAGGAAGUGGAAGCAAUGAAAAAGAAGGAUGGGUUUCUUUCAGCAAGUCCUGGGAGGAUGGUCCAGUUGCAGACAACACAUACACCCCACUUCUUGGGAUUGCAUCAGGAAAUGGGGUUCUGGAAAGAAUCAAAUUUUGGGAAGGGUGUAAUUAUUGGAGUGCUGGAUACUGGGGUACUGCCUAGCCAUCCCUCUUUUAGUGGUGAUGGAAUGCCGCCACCUCCUGCUAAAUGGAAGGGGAAGUGUGAGUUCAAGGCAUCCUACUGUAACAAUAAACUCAUUGGUGCAAGGUCAUUCAACAUUGCAGCCAAGGGCAACAUGCGAGUGUAUGCUGAGCCACCACUUGAUGAUGAUGGACAUGGGACCCAUACAGCAAGCACAGCUGCGGGAGGCUUUGUCAAGAAUGCUGAUGUACUAGGAAAUGCCAAUGGCACAGCAGUUGGGAUGGCGCCUUAUGCUCAUUUGGCAAUUUACAAAGUGUGCUUUGGACCAGAUUGUGCAGAUAUCGAUAUUUUAGCAGGGCUUGACGCUGCUAUUGAUGAUGGUGUUGAUGUACUCUCGCUCUCUCUCGGUGGAGGUUCAAUUAUGUUUUCUGAUGACAACAUUGCAAUAGGUGCAUUUGCAGCAAUUCAAAAUGGAAUAUUUGUAAGCUGUUCAGCAGGAAACUCGGGCCCUGUCAAUAGCAGUCUAUCAAAUGAGGCACCGUGGAUUCUAACCGUAGGAGCAAGCACUCUUGAUAGAGUCAUCGGAGCAACAGCAAAGUUAGGAAACAGGGAAGAAUUUGAUGGCGAGUCCUUGUUCCAGCCGAGCGAUUUCCCACCAACAUUAUUGGCUCUGGUUUAUGCUGGCAUGAAUGGCGAUUCAUAUGCUGCAUCGUGCAGCCCUGGAUCGCUUGAUAGUAAUGAUGUAAAAGGAAAGGUAGUCUUGUGCGAGAGAGGUGGGGGAAUAGCAAGAAUUGACAAAGGCCAAACAGUGAAGGACGCUGGUGGUGCCGCCAUGAUUCUCAUGAAUGAGGAGCCUGAUGGCUUUAGUACGUUAGCCGAUGCCCAUGUUCUUCCUGCUGCACAUGUGAGUUAUGCUGCAGGACUGAAGAUCAAAGCCUAUAUAAAUUCAACUUCAAUGCCUACAGCUACAAUCUUGUUUAAAGGAACUGCCAUUGGAGUAGAUUAUGCUCCCAUGGUUUCUUCCUUCUCGUCGAGAGGUCCCAGCUUGGCAAGCCCAGGCAUUUUGAAACCGGACAUCAUUGGUCCUGGUGUGAGCAUUCUAGCUGCAUGGCCAUUCCCUCUUUUAAACAAUACCAAUACAGAAUCAACAUUUAAUGUAAUUUCUGGCACCUCAAUGUCAUGUCCUCAUCUCAGUGGCAUUGCAGCAUUGCUCAAAAGUGCACACCGUCAUUGGUCGCCAGCUGCCAUCAAGUCUGCGAUCAUGACCACUGCGGAUCAGCUAAACCUUGAUAACAAACCCAUUGUUGAUCAAACUUUGCUUCCAGCUGACAUCUUAGCCACUGGUGCAGGUCAUGUAAACCCAUCAAAAGCAAAUAAUCCAGGACUUGUAUAUGACAUCAAACCUGAUGAUUACAUAUCUUACUUAUGUGGUUUGGGUUACACAGACCGAGAGGUGGGGAUAAUCGCGAGCCGUUUAGUGGAGUGUGCCAAAGAGUCGAGCAUACCUGAAGCACAGCUAAAUUAUCCUUCAUUUUCUAUUGCACUUGGACCUAGUGAUCAGACAUACACGAGGACUGUGACAAAUGUUGGUGAGGCUACUUCAUCCUACACUGUUGAGAUUAUCCCACCACCUGGCGUUGAUGUGAGUGUCAAGCCCGAUAAACUUGACUUCUCCAAGGUGAACCAGCAGAUGACAUAUCAAGUGACAUUUAGCAAAUCAAAUGCUAGUAGAAAGACCCCCUUUACUCAAGGUUUUCUAAAAUGGGUGUCUUCUAAGAACGUUGUUAGAAGCCCAAUCUCUGUUAAGCUGGCAUAA
Messenger RNA from Cornus florida, 2479 nucleotides. RefSeq names its product subtilisin-like protease 4. The transcript has a single exon. Gene Ontology annotation, molecular function: serine-type endopeptidase activity. Gene Ontology annotation, biological process: proteolysis. The coding region runs from base 188 to 2479 and encodes 763 amino acids. The record is from RefSeq and is a predicted model, not a curated record. Lineage: Eukaryota; Viridiplantae; Streptophyta; Magnoliopsida; Cornales; Cornaceae.